AUGGAAUCCUACAGGAGACCGCCUUCGACAUCGCACUCAGCGCGAUCGUCUACAAGGAGGACCACCUCGUACACCACUGGAACAGGAUAUCRGGAAAGCACGUCAAAUCCGUUCUACACGACCAAUGGAUACACUACAGCGACUGGUUCGCGGCCUCGAACUGGACGUCCUAGCACCGGAAGACCUGGUACCGCCAGGCCACGGACUGGGCUCUCUACGCUGGGAGUCGAGAAUCAGGAGAUUGUGUGCGCCGUGAGUGAGAGUCGCGGCGUGUCUCCGUCAGUCGGUAUGGCGUUCCUGAACUUGGACACGGGCGAGGCGGUCUUGAGCCAAUUCAGCGACAGUCAGACAUAUGUCCGGACCAUUCACAAGCUCUGCGUAUUCAGCCCGACUGUUAUUCUCGUGGUCUCGUCYUCGUCAAAUCCAAAGUCGAAGCUGUAUUCCAUCUUGGAGGACAGCAUCCAGGAAGAUCUUGAUAGUAACAUCGCGCUCUUCGAUCGUCGUUACUGGUCUGAGACUACCGGGCUUGAGUACAUCCAGCAGCUGGCUUUCUCUCAAGACGUCAACACCAUCAAGACUGCGGUGACUGGCAACUACUUCGCCGUCUGCUGCUUUGCCGCUGUCAUGAAGUACACAGAACUUGCCAACAACAAGAUGUUUCCCUUUCAUUCGCUACGAAUGAAGUAUGAGCCAUCAGAAGGUUCAAUGAUGAUCGACCUCGCCACGAUCAAGUCGCUGGAGCUGGUGCAAAACCUUCACAAUGCCAAGUCGAAAGACUGUCUGUUCGGUCUACUGAACGAGACGCUCACUCCAAUGGGCGCUCGUCUACUUCGAAGCAACAUUCUCCAACCCAUCACUAGUUCGGAGACAUUGAUCAAGCGCUUCGAAGCCGUGGAGGAGCUGAGCACUAAGGAAGAAAUGUUCUUUGCUGUUCGACAGAACCUGAAACCAUUCCUCGACGCUGACAAAACACUUACUCAACUCAUCAUGCUGCCGACCCAGAAAAGCUUGAAGGUCAUUGAACAGUCAAUCAAUCAUGUCAUCGUACUGAAGCAAUUUGUUGGCCUCGUCAAACCGGUGUUUGAAGCACUGACGGGGUCGCGCUCUGAUAUGCUCAUCUCCAUCCGAAGCAUAUGUGACUACGGGAAUGUUGAGCCCGUCCAGGUCUUGAUUGAUCAGGUCAUCAAUGAGGGCACCGCAUAUGCUAAGCAGCCUUUGGAUUAUCGCAACCAGAGAACCUACGCUGUCAAGUCGGGUGUGAAUGGCCUACUCGAUGUGGCUCGACAAACAUACAAAGAGGCCAUGACAGACGCUCUUCAGCACAUUGCAGAGCUAGGCGAUGAGCAUUCACUGCCACUUCAAACCAAAUUCGACAAUGUCCGGCAUUUCUUCCUUCGUCUGAGGGUAGACGAGCUGGAAGACCGAAAUCUUCCGCCCAUCUUCAUCAAUGCAUACCGAAAGAAGGAUGUGAUUGAAUGCCAGACUCUCGAUCUUAUCAAACUCAACCAAAAAAUCAGUGACGCUCACACGGAAGUUCUCCUGAUGAGCGACAAAUCUGUCGUACAGCUGAUUGAGGAUGUCCGAGAGCACAUGUCGAGCCUCUUUCGCAUCUGCGAGAGCGUCGCAAUGCUGGAUAUGCUCACAGCAUUUGCUCAUGCUGUAUCAAGUGAAGACUAUGUUCGUCCGGUCUUGAGCGACACUCUUGCCAUCCGCGCGGGGAGACACCCAAUCCGCGAGAAGAUCCACAACACCAAGUACAUCCCCAAUGAUGUCUACGCCACACAGCAGACUCGUUUCCAGAUCAUCACAGGCUGCAACAUGAGCGGGAAGAGCACGUACAUUCGCUCUGUUGCGUUGAUGACCAUCAUGGCRCAAAUCGGAUCCUUUGUGCCGGCUUCUUAUGCAGCUUUCCCUAUCAUUCGGCAGCUAUUCGCACGGAUCUCUCUCGAUGACAAUAUCGAAGCGAACGUUUCGAGUUUUGCGGCUGAGAUGCGGGAGACGGCCUUUAUAAUGCACAACAUCAAUCGAGACAGUUUGGUGAUAAUUGACGAGCUGGGUCGCGGAACUAGUACUAGGGAUGGUCUGRCGAUUGCGCUCGCUAUUGCGGAAGCCUUGGUCGAGAGCAGAGCAUUGAUCUGGUUCGCAACGCACUUUAGAGACCUCUCGAGAAUCAUGGCUGAGAGGAAUGGUGUGAUCAACUUGCACCUGGCAGUGGACAUGAGUGGGCAGGAUCGAAUGGAAAUGCUCUACCAAAUCGCAUCCGGUACUGUGCAGGAGAGACACUACGGUCUGAAGCUGGCACGAAUUGUUCCGCUACCUCCGGAUGUGAUUCCUCAUGCCGAGACCGUGGCCUAUGCGCUUGAGAGGCAGGUUCGGAGGAAGCAGAAGCGUAGUCAGGGUAUUGUAUUGGCGAGGAGGAGAAAGUUGUUGCUGAAUCUGAAGGAGCAUCUACUUCAAGCCAGGGAUGGGGGUAWGAAUGAUGAGGAAUUGAAGAUGUGGUUGAAAGAUUUGCAGAGAGAGUUUGUGGYCAGGAUGACUGCGUUGGAGGAAGAAGGACGGGCGGUUGAGGCUGGUGAGUUCGAUGAUGAAGAUGAAGAUGAUGAAGAUGAUGAGGAUGGAGAGGAGUAUUCAAUUGUCGAUGGAAAGACUCGAGAAACCACCGAAACGGCUUCAAGCACCAGGAACGGACAGCGUCCUGAACGCAUGCAGAGGGAUGUAAGCCAUCGAAAGCCAACACCGCCUAUUUGGAGGGAUGCGAAUGGCAUUGAGAUUGUCGAUGCCACUGAGAUGGAUGAAUCUCCGUUCACUCGCAUGUCUGCCGGCAGUGUUUUGCAGUCCAAGGACGUCGUUUCGUCUCGGAGAAAUUGA
This is a messenger RNA of Ramularia collo-cygni, 2868 nucleotides long. Its product is annotated as related to MSH4-meiosis-specific protein. The coding region runs from base 1 to 2868 and encodes 955 amino acids. The record is from RefSeq and is a predicted model, not a curated record. Gene Ontology annotation, biological process: reciprocal meiotic recombination; mismatch repair. Gene Ontology annotation, cellular component: nucleus. The transcript has 2 exons. NCBI's taxonomy places the organism in Eukaryota, Fungi, Ascomycota, Dothideomycetes, Mycosphaerellales, Mycosphaerellaceae. Gene Ontology annotation, molecular function: ATP binding; mismatched DNA binding; ATP-dependent DNA damage sensor activity.